AUGGCAACACUUAACAAACAUGCCUCAACCGGGCCCCCGUUUUCUGAGGCGUUUCAGCUCUUCGAAUUAAGCGAAUCAGACGCCACACCACAACGUCUUCCCGGUUACCCACGAAUAUCCCUUCAAGACCAACCAAAAUUGCUCAACUUUCUAGAGAAAGAAUACUGCUCGAAGGAUCUUGAUGUAGUAGCAAAAAGGCUUUGGUGGAUGUCUACGCAGGACCAUGCUAAUAUCUCACCUCUACACCGCCAAGCUGUCAAGGGACGAAAUAUCGUUGUGUCUCAAGAUCCAAAGCUACAUCUCGUCUGGAUCCAGGAUCGAAUUUUCAUCAAACCGUUACCAAAAUAUCUUACAUCCCAUGCAUUUUGGAAGCAGUACUUGGCUCCAGACGGAGAUCCUCGGCGAGAGCGUAUUCGCAAGGCUGCUCUGGGAUUCCUGAGGACUUGGUUCUAUCUCAUACAAUCUGAAUAUGACUUCAACCUUGCACAAGAUAUAAGUCGAUGUUUAAUUCCUGCUGGAGUCACUUGGGAAGCGUUCUGCGAUUUUUCAACUGAUUUUCCGGAGAUAAGCGACAAAGAUGUCUCUGAACGAUACGCCUACGGGGAAAUUCGGUUAACGAGACUUAACAUCUACGCACCCUUGAUCCUUGGAAAAUCAAAGUUCCAUCGCGUCGAGCAUCAGUACGGAGCAUACUUCGCGCACUUUUACGGACCAAUCUUAUUUAUCAUCGCGAUGGUAUCAACCAUACUCAGUGGACUACAAGUUGCCAUCGCGGUCCAGCAAGAACAUCCUGGUCGAAACAGUCUAGGCUUACAAGACGCUGGUCUGUGGUUCAGUGUUGUGAUAAUUCUUCUUGUUUGCACUAUUGUUCUAAUCCUGUUUACGGUUCUGAUCUACAAGAUUGCUCGGGAGUGGAGAUUUGCUAUUCGAGAUCGGCUCAGGAUUUUGGAAGAAGGAAAGGUAGGUAAGUCACUCUAA
Fusarium coffeatum is the source of this 978-nucleotide messenger RNA. RefSeq lists its product as uncharacterized. Lineage: Eukaryota; Fungi; Ascomycota; Sordariomycetes; Hypocreales; Nectriaceae. The transcript has a single exon. Bases 1 to 978 code for a protein of 325 amino acids. The record is from RefSeq and is a predicted model, not a curated record.